AUGAAGAUGCUAACUAAGUUUGAAUCCAAAUCUUCUAGAGCCAAAGGUAUUGCCUUCCAUCCAUCCAGACCAUGGGUCCUAGUGGCUUUAUUCUCUUCUACCAUUCAAUUAUGGGAUUAUAGAAUGGGUACUUUAUUACAUAGAUUUGAAGAUCACGAAGGACCGGUUCGUGGUCUUGAUUUCCAUCCUACUCAACCAAUUUUUGUCUCCGCUGGUGACGAUUACACCAUCAAAGUUUGGUCUUUAGAAACCAACAAAUGCCUUUACACUUUACAAGGUCAUUUAGAUUACGUCCGUACCGUAUUUUUCCAUCAUGAACUACCUUGGAUCAUAUCGGCAUCUGAUGAUCAAACUAUUAGGAUCUGGAAUUGGCAAAAUCGUAAAGAAAUCGCUUGUUUGACUGGUCAUAACCAUUUCGUCAUGUGUGCUCAAUUCCAUCCAAAUGAAGAUUUGGUAGUUUCUGCAUCCCUUGAUGAAAGUGUUAGAGUUUGGGAUAUCUCGGGUUUAAGAAAGAAACAUUCUGCUCCAGGUACUACCUCUAUGGAAGAUCAAAUUGCCGCUCAAAAUAAUUUAUUAGACGGCGGAUUUGGUGACUGUGUUGUAAAAUUUAUCUUGGAAGGUCACACUAGAGGUGUCAAUUGGGCAUCUUUCCAUCCAACUUUACCAUUGAUCGUUUCAGGUUCUGAUGAUCGUCAAGUCAAAUUAUGGAGAAUGAGCCAAACAAAGGCUUGGGAAGUUGAUACUUGUAGAGGUCAUACUAAUAAUGUCGACUGUGUUAUUUUCCAUCCACAUCAAAAUUUAAUCAUUUCAGUUGGUGAAGAUAAAACAUUAAGAAUUUGGGAUUUGGAUAAGAGAGUUCCUGUUAAACAAUUCAAGAGAGAACAUGAUAGAUUCUGGUUGAUUGCUGCUCAUCCAAAUAUUAAUUUGUUUGGUGCUGCCCACGAUACCGGUAUCAUGGUCUUCAAACUUGAUCGUGAAAGACCAUGUAGCUUCAUUCAUCAAAAUCAAUUGAUAUUCAUCAAUAAGGAAAAGCAACUUCAAAUAUUCGAUUACCAUAAAAGAGUCACUUCAUUACCUUAUGUUUCUUUGAAGAAAAUUGGUCUUGCUUGGAAUGCCUUUAGAAGUAUUUCAUAUAAUCCAUCUCAACAUUCAGUUUUGGUCAAUUUAGGUAAUGACAAGUUUGCCCUUGCAUUACUACCAAAACAACCAACUGGAGCUGUGGAACCUACAAGCGUUAUUCAAGAUACUGGUAGUUUUGCCACUUUUGUUGCACGUAAUAGAUUCGUAACUUUUAACACUGGUACAAAUACUCUAGAAGUCCGUACCCUUGACAACAAGACUACUAAAUCCAUUCAUUUAGAAGAACCAAUCAAAGAUAUCGUUUCAGCAGGACCUGGGGUCGUUUUGUUAUUAAAAGCCAAGGAAGUUGUUCUAUUUGAUGUCCAACAAGGUAAGAAAUUAGGUAAGAUUGCCGCCAAGAAUGUUAAAUAUGUUUCUUGGUCCUUGGAUGGCCAACACGUUGCAUUAAUGAGCAAGCAUACCAUCACUAUUGCGAACAAGAAGUUAGAAUUGGUCAAUUCAAUGCAUGAAACUAUUAGAAUCAAGAGUGCUGCAUGGGAUGAAUCUGGUGUAUUGAUUUACUCUACUUUGAACCAUAUUAGAUACAGUUUAUUGAACGGUGAAAGAGGUAUUAUCAAAACUUUGGAAAAGACUUUAUACAUUACUAGAGUACAAGGUCAACUAGUUUACACUUUGGAUCGUGACGGUGAAGUUGAAAUCUUGACUAUCGAUCCAACAGAAUACAAAUUCAAGAAAGCCUUAAUCAACAAGAAUUUCCCAGAAGUCUUGCGUAUAAUCAGAAAUUCGAACUUAGUUGGUCAAAAUAUCAUUUCUUACUUGCAAAAAUCAGGGUAUCCAGAAAUUGCGUUACAAUUCGUUCAAGAUCCACAAACUCGUUUUAAUCUAGCAUUAGAAUACGGUAAUUUGGAAGUUGCUUUAGAAGAAGCUAAGAAAUUGAAUAACUCUCAAACAUGGGAUAGCUUAAACGAAGCUGCUCUUUCGCAGGGUAAUAUUUCCUUGGUUGAAAUGAUUCAUCAAACUCAACAUUCAUUUGAUAAACUAUCUUUCCUAUAUCUUUUAACUGGUGAUCGUUCAAAAUCUUCCAAGAUGGGGGCCAUUGCUACAAAUCGUAAUGACGUUCCAAGUAUGAUCUUAAAUUCCAUUUAUAAUGAUGCUACUGAAGAAAGAGCUAAUAUUUUCGCUGAAGCUGGUUCAUUGGCUCUCGCUUAUGCUGUAGCUAAGUCAAAUGGUGAUUCUGCAGCCGCUUCAUCUUUCUUAGAACAAGCUGAAAUCACUGAAGAAGAUGUCGUAUUGCCAGAUGAGAUUCAACCAUCAAACUCAGUUAAGGCACCUUCUAUUGCUGCACCAUUAGAUGCUUGGCCAUUAGAGAAGGCUGAACUAUCAUAUUUCGAAAAAGCUGUAUUAGGUCAAAUUGAAGAUUUAACUCUUGAUGAACCAGAAAGAGAAGAAAUUUCUCCAGAAGCUGUUCAAGCAGAUGAAGGUGAUUUCUUUGAAACGGAAGUAGCUGAAGAUUUAGAAGGAGAGGAUGCAUGGGACUUAGGUGAUGAAGAUCUAAAUAUUGAUGAAGAAGUUCAAGAUGACCUUGCUAAAGAAGAAGUUACAACCGAAGAAACAGAAGUUUCUAAUUGGGUUAAGAAUUCGAAACUACCUGCUGUAUUAGUUGCAGCUGGUGCAUUUGAUGCAGCUGCUCAAGCGUUAGGUAAACAAGCUGGUAUUAUCAGUUUUGAACCUUUAAGACCUUACUUUAUUGAUAGAUAUGAAGGUUGUAGAACGUAUAUGGCUGCUACUCCUAGUGAACUUCCAUCUAUUGUAGGCUAUAUAAGAUCAACUGACGAUAUUGAAAAUGAGAAGGAUAUACUACCAUAUAUUCCAGGUAUAGAUGUUAUUAAGUCAAAGAUGAACGAAGGGUUUAAUUAUUUCAAGGCUAAUAAAUUGGAACUUGCCAUUAAAUCAUUCAAAGAAGCUAUCUAUAACAUAAUAUUAUCUGCAUUUGAUAAUGACGAAGAUGAAGAAACAGCACGUAAAUCAUUAGAAAAGGCUAGGGAGUACAUUUUAGGUUUAUCCAUUGAAUUAAAACGUCGUUCACUAGCUGCUGAAGAUAUCAAACGUAACCUAGAGUUAGCUGCAUACUUUACCAAGGCUAAAUUGAUUACGGCUCACCGUUGUAAUGCAUUACAAGUUGCUAUGUCUCAAAAUUUCAAACAUAAAAACUUCGUACAAGCAUCAUAUUUUGCAGAAGAACUUUUGAAGUCCAUUAAAACAGGUCCACGUGCUGAUCAAGCAAGGAAGAUUAAAGAAAGAGCUGAUUCUAUUGCAAGUGAUGCAAUUCAAUUAGAUUUUGAUCCAUAUGCUGAGUUUGAUGUUUGUGCUUCCACGUAUACACCAAUUUACAAGGAUUCGCCAAGUGUUUUGGAUCCAUUAACCGGUGCUAAAUACCAUGCUUCCGAAAAGAAUAAGAUCGAUAAGAUUGCAGGUAUAUCAAAGAUUGGGGCCCCUGCAUCUGGCUUAAGAAUACAUCUAUAA
Naumovozyma dairenensis CBS 421 is the source of this 3603-nucleotide messenger RNA. RefSeq names its product coatomer subunit alpha (gene COP1). NCBI's taxonomy places the organism in Eukaryota, Fungi, Ascomycota, Saccharomycetes, Saccharomycetales, Saccharomycetaceae. The transcript has a single exon. Bases 1 to 3603 code for a protein of 1200 amino acids. Gene Ontology annotation, biological process: intracellular protein transport; endoplasmic reticulum to Golgi vesicle-mediated transport; intra-Golgi vesicle-mediated transport. Gene Ontology annotation, cellular component: COPI vesicle coat. Gene Ontology annotation, molecular function: protein binding; structural molecule activity. The record is from RefSeq and is a predicted model, not a curated record.